CCUAGGGGACUAUCAAAGUCGACGAGAACGACGUAACACAAACAUUAAUGUUCCAAGCCCAACACCAAGUCGCUCGAUCGACCCCACAUGUUGUAUUUCUCUCCCAUCGUGCCCCGGAUUAAUAAUAGGCUCUACAGGAAAACACGCACCUUCCGCAUGUCCGAGCUACGAUAGCUACUUAUAUCAAUACCACCAUCAAUAUCUGCGAUCCACCUCGCUUGACCCGGAAUCAUCAAGCUCACUUGUGUUGCCACAUUACAGAGGACUAGCAUGGAUCUAUAUGAAACUUUACGGGCUGAAUUUUGCCCUCAAAUUGAUACUUCCCUUCUUACAGCUAUCAUUGCAGACCAUGCGCCAGAAGGGGACGCCGCCCACUCCCCUGACCAGGUCAAGAAUAUACGAGAGAUAUUGAAGGUUCUCGCAAUACAGGCACAGCAGGAUGAGUACGAGCUCGACGACGUUAUGUCCACUGCGUCUCUCACCACUCCAGACCUAUGCGACAGUACAACGACCGCAAGCGAGUCAUCGGCAUCCCAGCACUCAUUUAGCUCGCCACUUGGCUUCUUGCGAGAGGCUUUCUCGGAUGUGCCUGUCGAACGGCUCAAACGCCUACUGAGAGAAGAGUAUGGAGAGGCCCUGGAGGGAGACGGAGAUGUCGACAUGGAAAGAGUGGUGGAGUAUAUCUUAAACAUGGAACACAUCCGCGACCUUGAGGAGCGCGGAAUCGAUGCCUUCGAACACUCUCCUUCACCAUUACUCAAUGGGGACUGGGAAACCGUCGCACACGCGAAGCCGAAAUCCACCCCUAAGCUCGCCACCCCCACGAAAAAGAAGACCAAGGGCCGCACAAUCAAAAUCGUGGACAUGAUGCAGACACAACAUGCUACCCCUUCUCCAAUGCAGACGAAAGGAAUGCAAAAGGAGGGCAUGAUUAUGGGCGUGGGUGUGGACAUAUGGACGCAAGUCUCCUCGCUUUCUACCCAGCUCGCUGCACUACUUCCUCCAGCCCAACCAUCACAUUUCACUUCCUUUUUCCACUCCCCAACAUACGUAACGCCCGCGCACGCUCUCCGUGCUGCUCUUGCAGCUCUACCCCCGACUUCUACCAGUAUCAAACACAAGGCUAAGGAAAAAAACCCUGUCAAGCAAUCUAAGCAAGCAGAAACCAACACCCUCUUUGCACUCCUCGACCUCCUCCAGGCCUCGCCCACUUUCGCCACUCUUGAUGCGGAACAACGUAAUACUCUCUAUGCAGACGCCCGCCUCGCACUCUCUGCCACGCAGAAUAGGCCAGAUGAUGCUCUAGAUGUCGUUUGGAUCAUUCGUGACCUCGAACAACCCGGAUGCCAAGCAGGAAUAUACCACCUCCCGCCUCCGCUUACAGAUGCAAAUUCGAGUUUCACUUCUGCACGUGCAAAGUUGCCAACGGGUCCCCCGUCCGUGCAGCCUCCACCAACGUCCAAGCGCAAAUUCGCAUCUCCUCCUUCCAGCCCCACGACACAGCCCCAAUUCCCGGAGCCAUGGCAAGACGUCCCGAUCCGAUCCUCCCGUACCACACAAACCCUGGAGGACCGCAACCCUUCAAAUAAACGCAAGGUCCGUGGCGCAGGGAACGGACUUGGCAAAGGCGGGAAGGGGGAUGUCGGGGAGCUUUCCAGCCAAUCGACUGGAGGGAACACCUCCGGGGCGCGACAUGCGCGCUUUGCGCGUGGUGUGCUUCAGGCGCGCAAAGAGCGCGGAGAGCUGCUUCGCGAGGCGGGCCGGGCGUGGCGGGGGCCAUUGGGCGGAGAGGUGGCGCUGUACUAUGCGCAGAGGGCGAGGGAUGUUACGGAGAAGGCGCGCAAGGAUGCGUUGGACGAAGCAAGGGAGUUGGUUGAGGCGAGGAGAUAUGCUUCCAAUGAUCAAAGAUCCAUCGACCUGCACGGGACGUGCGUUCAAGAGGCGAUAGUGAUUACCAGUGAGAUAUUAGAGAGGGAGGGAUGUUCACCUGGUGAGUACGCACGUUCUGACUGUCAGUUGCUGGGCAUUUUGCUGAAAGGGUCUACGUGUGUGCGCCUAUGUCUCUGUCACUUUACCCGACCGCCGUCCCACAGCAUCUCCCAUUCGCCUCAUUACUGGCCGCGGUACCCACUCUGCAGGGGGCGUGGGCGUAUUGAAGCCCGCGGUGCAUCGAGCGCUCGUGAACAAAGGCUGGGACGUAAAGAUGUGGGACGGAGGGUUAGUUGUUCGGGGACGGGAAAGGUGGAGCGUGCCUUAAUCAUGAUAUGCACGCAACCGGUCGAUGGGUAUUUAUAUGAUUUUUCUUGGGUUUGUUGUAUCUUGCGCUCAUGUACGUCAUAUAUUCGUGUUCAUCUAUCCCGUUCUUGUAUAUGUUACCUACACCUUAUUGUAGUCUUGAUUUCUUAUGUAUACUUAGAUGUGUAUCGUCUAGCUCGUGAUGUAUCUGGCUCGUUAUGCAUUUAUUCCUAUGCCGUUCUGUUUUGGAGUGAGCGGGAGAGAUGAACGUGCCAGAAAUUAAAGGAAAGAGACGGUGCGCAUCAGGCAUAUAUCGUCUCUUGACCAAAGUGCCUAGACGUCCCGGAGUGGGGGGACCCAAUAUACCUCCCAAUACUCGAUACUGACGAGAAUGUUGUAAGAGGUGUGAUAAUUCCAAACUUCUAAUGGUGAUUGUGGGGAGUCUGGCACCCGGAGAAAUGGAGGAUGAUUGCGUUACCAGAGCAUUAAUCCUUUUUUGAAGGCACCAGGAGCAUCAGCUCAUCAAUCCCUUGUCGUACUACACAUUAGCCUGGAAGAUUAAACUGGACAACCUACAAGUCUGUGAUCCACUUGCAAGCAAGCUUCAAG
Suillus clintonianus is the source of this 2844-nucleotide messenger RNA. RefSeq lists its product as uncharacterized. The record is from RefSeq and is a predicted model, not a curated record. The transcript has 3 exons. Bases 271 to 2502 code for a protein of 743 amino acids. Lineage: Eukaryota; Fungi; Basidiomycota; Agaricomycetes; Boletales; Suillaceae.